Molecule: messenger RNA, 2457 nt
Organism: Sciurus carolinensis (gray squirrel)
Lineage: Eukaryota; Metazoa; Chordata; Mammalia; Rodentia; Sciuridae
Gene: Pcdhb1
Product: protocadherin beta 1
Exons: 1
Coding region: 1-2457 (818 amino acids)
Biological process (GO): homophilic cell-cell adhesion
Cellular component (GO): plasma membrane
Molecular function (GO): calcium ion binding
Source: RefSeq, a predicted model, not a curated record
AUGGCGGUUGCGCGCAGAAAACCUUUGCAAAACAGGCAAGUGGCGUCUCUUUUCCUUUUUUGGUGUGUAUCUGUGGGGGGUGCAAACACCAUCCGCUAUUCAGUGGCGGAGGAAAUGGAGAGCGGCUCAUUUGUAGCUAAUGUGGCUAAGGACUUAGGGCUGGAGGUGGGGAAGCUGGUUGCGCGAGGGGCGCGGCUAGUUUCCGAGGGCAACAAGCUGCAUUUCCGGCUUCACCGCAAGACUGGAGAUUUAUUCGUAAAGGAGAAACUAGAUCGGGAGUCACUCUGUGGUAAAGCUGACCCAUGCGUUCUGCACUUUGAAAUUGUCCUAGGAGAGCCGCUGCAGUCCUUCCGUGUGGAAGUCAGGGUAUUUGAUAUCAAUGACAAUGCCCCAAUUUUCCAAAACAAGGAGCCACUUUUAAAGAUUCCGGAGAGCACUCCUUUGGGUUCACGUUUUCCUCUGCAGAGCGCUCAGGACCUGGACGUGGGCCUUAACGGACUCCAAAACUACACCCUAAGCGCCAACGCAUAUUUUCACCUGCACACCCGCUUCCGGAGCCACGGACCCAAAUAUGCCGAGUUGGUGUUGGAUAAACCUUUGGAUAGAGAGGAACAGGCUGAAGUUAACCUAACAAUUAAGGCGGUGGACGGCGGGUCCCCGCCCAAGUCUGGCACCGCCCACAUUCGCGUGGUGGUUCUGGAUGUCAACGACCACGUGCCUCAGUUCUCACGAUUGGUGUAUCGCGCUCAGGUACCGGAGAAUAGUGCCAGUGGUUCUUUAGUGGUCACAGUGACUGCCACGGAUCUAGAUGAGGGCACCAACAAGGAGAUAACUUACUCUUUAGCUCAAAACCCAGAAGCAAUUCUUCAGACGUUUCAGAUUGAUUCUGAGACUGGAGAGGUUCGACUCCGAGGGCCCCUAGAUUUUGAAGCUACAGAAACAUAUGACAUUGAUGUUCGAGCUACGGAUGGAGGAGGCCUCUCUGCCCACAGCAAAGUCCUUGUGGAAGUGAUGGAUGUAAACGACAAUCCUCCUGAAGUGAUGGUCUCCUCUGUGUCUAGCCCUCUGCCUGAGGACUCCCCGCUACAGACUGUGGUGGCCCUCUUUACUGUCCGAGACCGGGACAUCCGAGUGGGAGGAAAAAUCACUUGCUUCCUCAGAGAAGACUUUCCCUUUGUAGUGAAGCCUACAUUCCGAAAUUCUUAUUCAUUGGUGACUGACAGAAGCUUGGAUCGUGAGGCUGUCUCAGGCUAUAAUAUCACUCUUGUUGCCAUGGACACCGGACCACCCAACCUGUCCACAGAGACUGUGAUAGAGGUGCUAAUAUCUGACAUUAAUGACAAUCCUCCAAUGUUUCAGAAAGAUUCCUACAUCUUGACUGUUCGAGAAAACAACAGUCCUGCAGUUUUUAUUGGUAAAGUCCAUGCUGAGGAUCUAGAUUUGGGUGAGAAUGCCCAAGUGACAUAUUCUCUGUUGCCUCCAAAAAGUGGGGAUCUAUCAGUUUUUGCUUACAUCUCCAUAAAUUCAGACAAUGGGAAGCUCUAUGCUUUGAGAACUAUGGAUUAUGAAGCCAUUCAAGAUUUUCAGUUUGUGGUAAAGGCAACUGAUGGGGGCUUCCUGACACUGAGUAGCCAAGUUUCUGUUAGAGUGGUUGUCCUGGAUGACAAUGACAACCGUCCAAUGAUCUUGUACCCACUACAGAAUGGUACUUUGCCCUGCAAUGACCUGGUGCCCAGGUCUGCAGAGGCAGGCUAUCUGGUGACCAAAGUGGUGGCUGUUGAUGGUGAUUCAGGUCAAAAUUCUUGGCUUUCAUACCAUCUACUUAAAGCCACUGACCUUGGGUUAUUCUCUGUUCAGUCACAAAAUGGGGAAAUCCGAACAUUGAGGCAGAUAUCUGAGAGAGACCCCAUGAUGCAGAAACUGACUAUUCUUGUUCAGGAUCAUGGUCAACCAGCUCUUUCCACUACUGCCUCACUCAAUAUCCUGCUGGUAGAUGGCUUUUCAGAGCCCUAUCUGAGGUUCUGGGAUCCAUCCAAGGAUUCUAGAAAGGUAAAUUCAACCACUAAAUAUUUGGUUAUUUCUCUGGCUGUGCUUUCCUUUCUGUUUCUUCUCUCUGUUACAGUGAUCUUCAUUAUUCACAUCUACCAGAAGAUUAAACACAGAGACAAGUUCACAAUUCAAGAGCAUUUCUUUGAUGACUGUAACUUCCCUAACAACCUGGUGCAAGGAGAAGGCAAUGGAUCCUUAUCCCAGCCUUGUCCAUAUGAAAUAUGCUCAGCCUCUGGCACUGGCAAUAGUGAGUUCCGGUUUCUUAAGCGCUUUAUGCCCAACUUUCCUUUCCCUCACGCCACUGGAGAGGUGAAAACAGAGGACAGAUCCAGUUUACCAACAGAUUCUAAUAGGAAUAGGUCUCGGAGGUCAGAUGACCAUAACCAGGUAUCUGAUGACUAUAUGUAG